GUAAGUUUCCAUGGUAACAAUUUGAAUUAAAAAGAAAGUAUGAAUGGAUUCUGUCCUUUAUAUAUCCAUAAUCAAUUCAUCUUUGCAUUAACUAUGAUAUCACAGUGAUGAUGCGCUUACUCGGUUGAUGUCGUCUAUGAUUUUCCAAUUAUAGUAACUUCAAGUCACUUUUUUGCUUUAACCAAAAUUUUUUUUCCAUUCCCUUUCACUCUAAUCCAUAAACACUUACGUUUUCAAACUCUAAAUAUCACGUCAUGUCUACCUCAAAUGAAAAGAUGAAGAUUGAGCAGGUCAAAACCGCGCCACAUGAAAAACGUGUGGCAACACACUCACAUAUCAAAGGGCUCGGUCUUAGACCUGAUGGUACAGCAGAACCUAUUCAAGCUGGAUUUGUUGGUCAAGAGAAUGCGCGAGAGGCAAGUGGAAUUGUCGUAGACAUGAUCAAAAGCAAAAGUAUGGCUGGUCGCGCUUUACUAUUUGCCGGUGCUCCUGGUACGGGUAAAACAGCUAUUGCUUUAGCUAUCGCACAAGAGUUAGGCCCCAAGGUGCCAUUCCGCCCGAUUGUAGGAUCAGAAGUGUAUUCGAGCGAAAUUAAAAAGACAGAGGUAUUGAUGGAGAAUUUCAGAAGAGCCAUUGGUUUACGCAUCAAGGAAACCAAGGAAGUGUAUGAAGGUGAAGUGACAGAGUUGACACCUGAAGAGACAGAGAAUCCUUUAGGUGGAUACGGCAAAACGAUCUCACAUGUCAUCAUUGGUUUGAAAACGGUCAAGGGUGUCAAGCAACUCAAGUUAGAUCCUAGUAUUUAUGAAUCCAUUCAGAAAGAGAAAGUGACAGUAGGUGAUGUGAUUUAUAUUGAAGCCAACACAGGUGCUUGCAAGAGAGUGGGUCGAUCUGAUGCUUAUGCUACAGAAUUUGAUUUGGAAGCUGAAGAAUAUGUUCCUUUACCAAAGGGUGAAGUUCAUAAAAAGAAGGAAGUCAUUCAGGACGUCACUCUUCAUGAUUUGGAUGUUGCCAAUGCUAGACCUGAAGGUGGUCAAGACAUCAUGUCUAUGAUGGGUCAAUUGUUAAAACCAAAAAAGACAGAAAUUACAGAUAAGCUAAGACAGGAGAUUAACAAGGUGGUGAAUAAAUAUAUCGAACAAGGUAUUGCCGAACUUGUGCCUGGUGUACUUUUUAUUGAUGAAGUACACAUGUUGGACAUUGAAUGCUUUACAUAUCUCAACCGUGCUCUCGAAUCACCACUCUCACCUAUUGUCAUCUUUGCUACGAACCGAGGUAAUUGUACUAUUCGAGGUACAGAUGAUAUCGUCUCUCCUCAUGGAAUCCCUGUUGACCUCUUGGAUCGACUCUUGAUCAUUCGUACAUUACCUUAUUCGAUUGAUGAAAUUAAGGUGAUCAUUUCCAUCCGCGCCAAGACAGAAGGAUUGACGGUUGAUGAAGAUGCAAUUGAAUAUAUUGCUAAUGCAGGCAUCAAUAGCUCUUUAAGAUACGCUGUUCAAUUAUUAACACCAGCUAAUGUUCUUUCAGAGAUUAAUGGCCACUCAUCCAUCAGUUUAGACGAUGUCAAGGAAGUAGAUGACCUCUUCCUUGAUUCAAAGAAAUCAGCUCAACUUUUGAUGGAACAUGAAUCUAGUUUCCUUGUCUCUUAAAUUAAAUAAAGGAGAGUGAAAUAGAGAGAGAGAAAGAGGGACGAUUGUACUUCUUGUGGUGUGUGUGUGCGAUACACGUAAAAGGCAAUGAUCACAUUUUUAUUUAUAAACCCGAUUUGAACAUAUAAAUAUUUUUGUUUCGAAAACGUUUUCUUUUUUUUUUCUUUUUUCUUU
Molecule: messenger RNA, 1823 nt
Organism: Rhizopus microsporus ATCC 52813
Lineage: Eukaryota; Fungi; Mucoromycota; Mucoromycetes; Mucorales; Rhizopodaceae
Product: TIP49-domain-containing protein
Exons: 4
Coding region: 255-1649 (464 amino acids)
Biological process (GO): regulation of transcription by RNA polymerase II; box C/D snoRNP assembly; chromatin remodeling
Cellular component (GO): Ino80 complex; R2TP complex; Swr1 complex
Molecular function (GO): ATP hydrolysis activity; ATP binding; DNA helicase activity
Source: RefSeq, a predicted model, not a curated record